AUGCGGUUCUUCCAUCUCACUGCAUUGGCGUAUCUGCUGGUGGAACGAGGACACGCAGUUCAAGUCAACCCGCUACCUGCUCCGCGAGAAAUCGAAUGGGGAACCUCUGGACCACGAUACCUCGAUUGGCAUGUCCGAUUCAACGGCCCCGGUGACCAUACAAUUCAAGCUGCAUGGCGUCGGGCAUGGAAUACCAUUACACGACUGCGAUGGACACCGGCAGUGACAGAAGCCCCUAUACCAACCUUUGCGCCUUUCCCAAGUGACAACGAGAAACGCGAUGCUCUUCAUAGCCGUGGCACCGUCCGCAAUGUCAACGUGAAGGUCGACGACACCGACACCGAGUUGCAACAUGGCGUCGAUGAAUCAUAUACCUUGCAGAUCUCCGAAGACUCAGACAAGAUUGAAAUCACCGCGAAGACCACCUGGGGGGCUCUCCACGCCUUUACUACUCUUCAACAGAUUGUCAUUGCACAUCACGGACAGCUGCUGGUUGAACAACCCGUGAAGAUUACAGACUCUCCGCUCUACUCCGUUCGUGGCGUUAUGGUUGACACCGCUCGCAACUUUAUCAGUGUGAGAAAGAUAUUCGAGCAGAUUGACGGAAUGGCCCUAUCCAAACUUAAUAUGCUCCAUUGGCAUCUUUCAGAUACCCAGUCAUGGCCACUAGAAGUCCGCUCGUACCCUCAGAUGACAAAAGAUGCCUACUCUCACAGGGAAACUCUCUCGCCUCACGAUGUCCGUCAGGUUAUCGAAUAUGGUCGCGCUCGUGGUGUCCGUGUCGUCCCAGAAAUCAGCAUGCCCAGCCACUCUGCUUCUGGCUGGAAACAAGUCGACCCUGAUAUAGUGGCGUGCGAGGACUCAUGGUGGUCGAAUGACGUCUGGGAGAAGCAUACUUCGGUCGAGCCGAAUCCCGGCCAACUGGAUAUCGCCAACGAUAAGACUUACCAUGUCGCCGAGACAGUCUACAGGGAUGUCAGUCGGCUCUUCACUGACCACUGGUUUCACAUCGGUGGUGACGAGCUCCGGACUAACUGCUACAAGACGAGCAAGCAUGUCAGAGCAUGGCUCCAAGAGGAUUCUUCUCGCACUUUUGACUCUCUUCUCCAACACUGGGUCGACAAGAUCGUUCCUAGGCUGAAGAAAGUGAACAAAAACCACCGUCUCAUCAUGUGGGAAGACAUCCUUCUCUCUCAAGUCAUGCAUGCCGACGAGCUCCCCAAAGACGUCAUCAUGCAGGCCUGGAAUGGCGGUCUCAGCCACAUCAAGAAUCUCACCAGCAGGGGCCACGACGUGAUCGUUUCCUCGGCUGACUUUAUGUAUCUCGACUGCGGCUACGGCGGCUGGGUCGGCAAUGAUCCUCGCUACAACGAGAUGGAGAACCCGGACCCAAGCAAACCCACCUUCAACUACCUUGGUCCCGGAGGCUCCUGGUGCGCUCCAUACAAGACCUGGCAACGCAUCUACGACUACGACUUCACCGACGGCCUCACAGACGACGAAAAGAAGCGCGUUCUCGGCGCAGUGGCUCCCCUGUGGUCCGAACAAGUCGACGACGUUGUCAUUUCGUACAAGAUGUGGCCUCGCGCCGCCGCGUUGGCCGAGCUUGUUUGGUCUGGCAACGUGGACAAAAACGGCCAGAAGCGGACGACGCUUAUGACUCAACGGAUUCUGAAUUUCCGCGAGUAUCUCGUCGCUAAUGGUAUCCCGGCGGCUCCUCUACAGCCAAAGUACUGUCUGCAGCAUCCGCACCACUGCGAUCUUUUUUAUAACCAGACAGCAGUGGUGUGA
Messenger RNA from Uncinocarpus reesii 1704, 1791 nucleotides. RefSeq names its product beta-hexosaminidase. Gene Ontology annotation, cellular component: membrane. The coding region runs from base 1 to 1791 and encodes 596 amino acids. The transcript has a single exon. Gene Ontology annotation, biological process: glycosaminoglycan metabolic process; carbohydrate metabolic process. NCBI's taxonomy places the organism in Eukaryota, Fungi, Ascomycota, Eurotiomycetes, Onygenales, Onygenaceae. The record is from RefSeq and is a predicted model, not a curated record. Gene Ontology annotation, molecular function: beta-N-acetylhexosaminidase activity.